Molecule: messenger RNA, 1050 nt
Organism: Trichoderma aggressivum f. europaeum
Lineage: Eukaryota; Fungi; Ascomycota; Sordariomycetes; Hypocreales; Hypocreaceae
Exons: 1
Coding region: 1-1050 (349 amino acids)
Biological process (GO): protein secretion; Golgi organization
Cellular component (GO): Golgi apparatus
Source: RefSeq, a predicted model, not a curated record
AUGUGUAUCGUGCUCUUCACAACGGCUCAUCCCGGCUAUUCGCUCAUUCUCAUUGACAAUCGCGAUGAGUUCAUCCUGAGGCCCACGUCGCGGCCGCACUGGUGGACGCAUCCAGAGUCGGGCGGCGAGGUUCUCUCAUCGCGAGACCUCCAGAGGGCGGCAAAAGGCACUUGGCUCGGCAUAACAAAGACCGGAAGCUUAGCUGUGCUGACCAACUACCGGGAACUGGUCAACGAUGACGCUGAACACCCGAUACACGGCAUCAAAAGCCGAGGCCGCAUGGUCAACAUGUGGCUCGGAGGACUUCCCGAUGAGGGUAUAAAGAAGGGCGUGGAUGAGCUGGUCAAAGACGGCGGCGUUAAAGGCGUAGGGGGCUUUUCUAUGGUGUGCGGCAAGCUGAGGCGCAACAACGAAGGCAUCGCAAUUGUGAGCAAUAGGGCCGCCGAUGUGAGCGACGUUCCGAUAGUCGGACUGGAACCAGAUGGCGUCUGGGGUCUCAGCAACACUGUUUACAACGACCCCAACGAGUGGCCCAAGGUGACGACAGGAAAACGGCUCUUGAAGGAAGUGAUUCUGGAAGCCGCAGCAAAGAACGCAUCCGAAGACGACCUGGUCGCAGGUCUGUUCUCCAUUCUCGACACAGAAUCCUUGCCGGAGCGACCUGCGGGAUCGAGCUUGCAAGAGUACAUGAACCUGUUGAGGCAUACCAUCUUCGUACCGCCAAUCGGUGACGACAUCAACCAUGAGGAGAUGCAAAAGGCCGCUGCAAAAGGAGGUAUCUUGUGGGCGCAUCUGAAGGACGACCUCAAGGCCGUCGAAGAGCUCAAGGCAGAAUCAAGGCCGGAUGUCACCCCGAGCCCAAGCCCCCAUCCGUCCAUUGGCUUCGAGGAGGGCAUGUACGGAACACAGAGACAGACGGUUCUGUUGGUCGACAAUGACGGCAACGUGACUUAUGUCGAACGUGCUCUCUGGGAUGCCAAUGGGAACGAGAUUCCUCGAGGGGAAGGAGACGUUGCUUUUCGCUUCAGGGUCGACGGCUGGGACGAAUAA